AUGACAGAAUAUUCCGAUGAUCUAGUUUCACAGCAUCCAUUGUAUCUUGCAAUGUGUAAAUGUAUUGAGGAUGAACUAGAGAUGUACGAUUAUCAUGAUUUUUAUCCAGAUUGGGAAGUGAUGAAAGUUAAUUAUCGAAUUUUAAUUCAAGAAUUGUUUGGGGUGGAGAGACAUGAAUUAUCGAGUUUUCUUGAAGAUUUAAGGAGAGAUUAUAGAAAUUUUCUAACAGACUUUAGCAGGGGUUACCUACCACAGGUUAAAAGGUUGUGCAGGCUCAUUUUGUCUCUUCCUGUGUGUGAAUAUGAAAUAGAAAAUGAUAACAGCUCUUCAAGUAGUGGUAGCAAGGGAAGCUCGAAUAAUUACACUACGCAAUUUCCAGAUUUCAUAUGUGAUGAUGGUUACUUAAAAGAAUUAGAGAAUGACGAGGUUGUUCACACUGUACGAAAGAUCUUUAGUCAAACUGAGAAUAAGCAGUUGGAUAAAACUUUACUAGAUUUUGCUUUCCAUGAAUAUGAACUGAUUCCUCGCAAAGGAUUAUUAGAAGAUCCCUAUAGACAAGCAUUUCUUGGGUAUUUGAUUCAACCUAUAUGCUCAAUGUUGAGGGUUGCCUUACAUAUCGAGACAAAAGUUGAAACUGAACGACCAGCUUUGUGGUAUGAGCCGGUACCUGAUGGAAUUCACUUACAGACUCGAACUGACAUAGUUGUUAGUAGAGGUAACCUAGUGUAUUGUGUCAUAGAGACCAAAAAAUAUCCGUUAUUGCCCAAGUAUAAUGACAAUCCGCUGGACGGUAUAAUAAGCCUUUUUUCGAAGCAGAAAGAAAUAACGAAACAGCUCAUAUGUGAGAUGCUUUACUUCAAGACUGACAGGGGUAUUCUAACAGAUUCUUAUACUUCUGUAUUGGUGGAAUUAGACCUUGAUUCUUUUGAACGCAAUAUCCACAAUCUGAGACUUGUAAAAACUGACAAUGAGCCAAAGAUAAUUCCAAUCAGGUACAUGAUUCGGGACUGCCAUUCAGCCAAACCUACGUUGCGAGAAUCCCUAUUGUCGUACAUUUACAAUUCAGUUGAGGCAGAUUCGAAAAUGGCAAUCAAACAAGAAAGGGUUCAACGAUUGGAAGAACAUCUAAAACUAUCGGGAAAGACAUUGAUGAAGUCCGUUUCUAGUGAUGACAAUGAUAAUCAGUCUGAGGGCUCUGGAAGUCGGCCAAGUACAAGAGAUACCAACGUGGACACGUUGGUAUCUAUUCCUGAAGGUACAAGAAAAGAGGGAGAUGAUUUCAGAACACAAUUGAUUAAAUUAGAAUCUAUGUACUUCGAGAAGUCCUUACUAGAACUGAUUGAUGAUAGGUUUGUUGUUGCAAAGGUUUAUGAUCCACGAAACAUGAAUAGAGAUCAAUACAAAAUCUAUACUCCUGGACAAGAGAGGCAUAUACGCUAUGAAUGGUUCAAGACGGAAAAAGUAUGCUAUUCAAUCUUAUCCAAGGACACUGAGUUCAACAGUAGCUAUGUUCGUAAAGGUGUUGGUCAAACUGUGAUUACAAUGGAAAGGCUGUAUAUUGCAAAAGGAUAUUUUAACUUAUUCAGAUAUAUUGAGAGUAUCCAGUUGCCGAAGGACCGGGAGACGUAUGAGAAAGCCAAGAAGCAAUUGGAGAUAAUUCACCGGAAUGGAAUCAUACACAGAAAUAUUAAAGAAGGCAAUAUCCUCUAUUCAAAAGAAGGGCUAGUCUACAUCAUUGAUUUUUGCGCUUGCAAAACCCAAAAUCAAUACUUAUACUAG
Debaryomyces hansenii CBS767 is the source of this 1779-nucleotide messenger RNA. RefSeq names its product DEHA2E07348p. Bases 1 to 1779 code for a protein of 592 amino acids. Lineage: Eukaryota; Fungi; Ascomycota; Pichiomycetes; Serinales; Debaryomycetaceae. Gene Ontology annotation, biological process: protein phosphorylation. Gene Ontology annotation, molecular function: protein kinase activity; ATP binding. The transcript has a single exon. The record is from RefSeq and is a predicted model, not a curated record.